GAGAAGGAGGGCAGGGCAUGAGGGGAGGUCCCGCCGCUCGGGGGCCCUCCGUCUCCCGCCCUCGCCGCGGUGGGAGGAGACCGAUGGCGGGUGGAUGCGGCGGUGAUUCGGGCCUGAUUCGGAGCGACGCCUGGAAAACCUGCACGGCGCCGUCCGCAGCCCUGGAGGGUCCGCCCGCCGCCAUGCGGUGGCCGCUGGCCGGGCUGCUGCUGGCGCUGCUCCCCGGCGGCCCCUCCGCACCCGCUCAGCCCCUCGCGGCGGCCACCAGGCGGGGCCCGCCCCGGGAGCCCUGCGGUCGGACGGCGGCUGGGGUUUUUGAAGAUGAUCUGUGGCUUCAGAAAGAGAUGGGAUGCCUAGUAAUGGCAGAAAUGCCCUUUCCUGUGGUCACUGAGGCAAGCAAAGCCCCUCAGCAGCUUUUGACCUCUGCAGCUUGGGACAGCCAAUGGAGCCAUUCACUGUUUGCCUUGAUACCCUCAUGGACAAAGAAGGUGUUGUUCAAACGAGAGUCUGACGUCAGCCCCCUUCUGCUUGAAGAUGUGUCCAAUAUGUCAGUGUCUUCUGAAUUUGGAAUAACCCUUCAGAAAUGUGGUAUGGUGGAUGUUGAACAUGACCCUCAAACUGCAUACAUUAAACUUGUGAUUAAUAACACCAACACAUUGCUCUCAACAAAUAUCACAGAUCUUAUCCUCCUGGACAACAUCACUGGGCUACACAUUCAAAAAAACAGUGGGAAUAAGACCACAGAUGGCAUACAGAUUUACAGGAAAAGUUUCUUGCAAGGUGGAGAACACUUUGCAAUCAACUACUCUGCACUUCUUGAUGCAGAAGAAAUGUGGCAUGGCAGGGUCUUGACUUUGCCUGCGAAGCUAACUUUCAAGAGUUCAUCACAGAAUAAAACACAUUUCGUAUCAUUGACAGCGUCAUUUACCAUAACGGAAGAAGAAAAGACCAAGAUUUUAUAUGGGCAUGCCAUCAGUGCUUCAGGGUUCUUCAUUGCUUUUUUUGUUUCCCUUGUAUUGACAUGUGCUGUCUUUUUCAUCGUUUACCGAACCCAAAUAUUAAAAUGGAGUUUCUGUAGUAAAAAUCAGGAGAUACAGCCUGAUCUCAGCCAAAAUCACAAACUGGAGCAUUCUCAAUUUAAUUCAGGUGAUCUCUUUAGUGAAGAUAUAAUUAUGAAUGACCAAAUCAUUGAUAUUCUGUUCUUUGAAGAACCUGGGAACAUGCUUCAGGCUUUAGAAGAUUUGGAGGUUGCCAGCCUGACACGGGCAGAUGCUGAUCUGGAAGCCAAUCGAACACAGAUCUGUAAAGAAGUGAUUGCUAUGAUGUUGAAGAACAUGGUCUUAAAUCACAGCCUCUUUCCUCAUGUGGAGAAGAAGAUAAGUUCAGUUUUCAAAAAGCAAUUUCUUGCAAUGGAGAAAGAGAUUCAAGAAGAGUAUGAAAGGAAGAUGGUGGCUCUAACAGCUGAAUGUAAUCUGGAAACUAGGAAGACAAUGGAGGCUCAAUGUCAAAAAGCAAGAGCUGCAAAUGAAGAGGCUGAGGAAUUAAUGAAAAAAAUUAAUGAAAAGCCUGCUAUAGAAUACAGAAGUCUUCUGGACAAACUUCACAGACUGGAACAGGACUGCCUGAAGAGGUUCCUUUUCUUAAAACAGGAGGAAUAUUUUGCAAAGGCUUAUAGAGAGCUGGCUGUUAUCCAGAGAAAGGAGCUCCAUACUAUCUUUUUUACACAGAUAACAAAUGCCACAUUAAAGGGAGAACUGAAGUUGGAAGCAGCUAAAACAUUAGUGGAAGGUUACUCUAAAAUACAGGGUGACAUUGAAGAGUUAAUGGAUUUGUUGCAAGCUUGCAAGAAGUAUCAUCUGAAUAAAAGAUUUUCUUACAGAGAGUAUCUUAUAAGUAAGAUACAGUCAAGGGAUUCCCGUGUCUCUGCUCUUAUAGAUGCCGCAGCAGCCCAGAUAUCAAGUCUCAUUAAUAUGACAGAAAGAGCAGGUCAUCUCCCUGAAAGUGAUUUGGGAAUCCUGUUGGACAGAGCUGAGACUGAAAUUAAUUUUGUUAAGCAGAAAUUUGAUCAUGAUUUAAAAGAAGAAAAGCAGAAGCUUUGCCAGAAACUCAUUACCAAGCGAAGGCGAGAAAUGCUGCAAAAGAAAGAGCAUCAGAAGGAGCAGCUGUCACUUGGAGACCCCUUCAAAACUACUGAGAUCUCUCACUACCUGAGACACUGGAAAAAUCUUCUGAGUGAUCACACCAUUGAAUUUGAGGAACUUACUGAAAAGCUUGACAAUGAAGCCAGUGAAGAGCUGAAGGAGCUUCUAUUUAGCCUAGCAGAGAAAGCCAUUGAAGAGCUUAAACGUGUUCACUGUGGAGUGUUUGUGCAAGAAAUGGUCAAGCUCAAUGUGCCAAAGUUGUUCCUGCUAGAAGCUGUGGAGGAGCACAAAAAAGAGAUGGUGGUUAAGCAUGCACAGCUUGAAAGGGAGGAACAUGACAAGAGCAUGGCUGCUGAAGAGCUGCUUCAGCUCACCAGGCAAAAGCUAAGCCAAGAGCUGGAAACAAGCAUCUCAGAACAAAAAACAAUAAGGAGCUGGGAACAGUCAAUAUUCAUGCAACUUCUAAGUUUACCCCUCUCACUUUCAGAAGAGGAGUUGCUUAGAAUGAGGCAAGAGUUGCACUGCUGCUUCUCUCAGGUGGACAGCAGCUUGGCUUGGCCCAAGAUAAGAGCAAGAACCUUGCUUCAGGCUUUUGAAGUGGAGCAGAGGGACACCAAGGUGCUGAAAGUUGAGCAGAAUUUAGCAAUGACCAACAAACAGCAGCAUUCUAAAAUGGGAAAAACAGGAUCCAGGAAUAGAAAUAAAUUAGAUAUUCUGAAGAAAUCUUUACAGGACAAAAUUUUAAUUUACAAAGACUCAGUGAAAGGUGAUAAUUUGAAUAGGAUUAAGUAUGAGUUGCAGCUUGAAAAAGAGUGUCACCUGCACAAUCUGGAAAAUAAACUUGGAGAGUAUAUUGCUUCUUUAGCCUUUCAAAAGACUGUUAAAAAAUCUAAAAUGCUGGAGCUGUAUACUGCUAUCAUAAAUGUGCAAGCAUUGCUCUUUGAACAACUGAACACAUCAAAAACCCUGUCAAAACUAGAAUGUAUUCAGAUUUUAGAAGCACAUAAUCCUGAGAUAGAAGAACUUAACAGGAAAUUGGAGUAUGAGAUGAUGCAUAAGGAGUCAGCGCAGCAGCAUCUAAUGAGUAGGGAGAGGUGGAUUCUGGAUGGUUUGGGACUCUCAAAUGAAGCUGUGGACACGAAUGCAGAAAGACAUGUGACAGUUUUGUUAAGACAGGCCAUGAAUAAAUGUAAACAAUUUAUAAACCUGUACCAGAAGAGCUUGAGAGAUGAGCAAUGGAAUUGCGUGGUGCUUGAAGAUCUCCUGGAAAAUAUAGAAACGAAUGCAUUUUCAGCAAUUUAUAGUCAGGAGCUCCGUCUGGCAGGUUAUUUAGCUAAACUGACGAGGGUGCCAAUGGGGGUGUUGCACAGGGUCCUGAACUUGUUGCUGCCCUCCAGCUCACAAAGUGAGGUUCUUUCUGUCCUUGAUUCCAUCAGUGAAUAUUCAGAUGGUGGUGUUGAAAGUGACAGUAAUGCAGAUGAGUCUGGCAGCUGUAAGAAAAGGAAGAGCCAAGAGUUGUGGCAAGCACUGGAGAACAAAAUAAGGCAAGAUCUGAUAAACAGAAGUUUAGAAAAGAUCCCUUCUCUAAACAAGAGAAAAAACAGCUUGAUAAAGAAGAAGCAACUUGCUCUCUUGGAGAAAGCAGCAUUCAUUCAUCUGGGAUGUUCACCUGCACAUCCUCCUCCGGAACAGCCUGAUCCACCUGUUUCUCUGAACUCUGCAACUGCUGAAGCCAUAGAGCUGUUAGACACAGGGGAGAAGAUAUUUUUGUUCCGUGAGCCAAGUGAUCCAAUACUUGCUUUGCAUAAUUUUCCAAGAAAAAAGAAAAAGAACUUUCUUAAUUCUAAAAAGGCUGCUCGUGCAAACAUGGGCUCAUAAGAGCAAUUUUCAUUUAAAGUAUCAAUUAGGGAAGAGGAAGUUAGUAAACUUAUGAGGAAGAAUGAAGUGUACGGUUCAAAUAACACAUGUGUUUUAAUCUGAUUUGUCUGAUAUUGGAAGCAGAUGUAAUUUUGGAAUGGCACAAUUAGUGAUGUGCAUCUUGCAUUUUUUAUUUCUUGUCAGUGCUUUGUUUCCCUAGUUGAAAUAUGGGUGUACUAUGAUGCACAUUCUGGCAGGCAGGACUCUGUGUUCCUUCACUACAUUUUGGUCAUUUUUGCACUGAUUUUACCAUAGCUGUAUUUUCAUAAUUUAUACAGAAAGGUUAUUUAUUGUAUAUAGUAGGUACUGAUUUACUAUUCUUGUAUUUAUAUUUUUGUGGUAAGCUGCAAUAUAGCAGAUGACACGAAGAGAUGAAAUGGAUGAACCACAUGUCCUCUGUUCUCUGAUUUUAUGUUAUCUUCGUUAGUUUACUGUUUAACAUUUUGUUCCUAAUAGGCUUUGCAUGUUAAUUCUGCAGUUUGUGUUCUACAGUGACAGCUGGUAGGCCAGAUCUUCAGCAUAUACUUGUGUACUUGGCCUUUCAUCCUGCAGUAACUUCAGCAUUUCGCUGUUUCUAAACUUAAAUCAGUUGAACUGUGAGUGUGGCUACAGUUCCAAACUGUUAAAUAUUUACAACCUGUUGCAGUUUUUUUCUUGGCGAACAGUGUCAUCACAUUUGCUCAGUAGAAAAGUGAAAAAUGGAAAUGGGCAUGUAAUGCCUUCAGAAGCUCUUUUGAUUGCAUUUUUUGCCAAUUUUCACAAUUUUAGGUAUUUCUGAAGUUCUUAUUCCUGAAUUUCUCUAAAGUGAUGAGACUAUAAUAUUACACUUCAAAAAGAGUUAAUUUUUAAGCCCAUCUAGUUGACUCAAAGAACCCUAUAAAAAUGAAUUUUAAAAAGAGGAACAGGAAAAAGCUAAUUAAAAUAACAAUAUGUAUUUGUUAAUAUAUUAUUCAAGCCUGUUUUGAAGGAGUUGUAACUGUAUUUGAAUGCUGUGCUCUGAGGCCACUGUGAUCAUAUAUUUUGCAUUUUUUCAUGUACAGAUUUUCUAUGCUUUUUUAUAGGGUGCCAUAUUAUUUUAAAAUUAAAAUGCUACAAUAUAUGUGCAUGUGCAGUGGGUAUUUUUUCCCUCACUUCUUUGACAAGUUUAAAUAUUCAUCCCACAGUAAACAACAAUUAGUGUUUGCUGUUACUGCUAGCAUUAGAAAAUGUAUGCAGUAAUUAGAUUGACAAUCCUUAUUAUUAUUUGAUUGCAUUCUUCAGUCAUUUCAUGGAAAUAUUUGCUGUCACAGAAAGAGGAGUCUGCCAGGGUUGUGGGAGUUCAGUUGCUGUUUUAACUGUCUGGUAUUUCAUCCCUAAGACAGGGGUGGGUGAAGAGAAGGGUCUGUCCUGCCUUGGAGUUGGCCAGAGCUGUAUAGGAGGAGCCUCAAGUGUUUCAGAAAGAGGCAAGAGAGCAAUUGCCCCUAGGCAAGAAAGUAAUUGGAAAAGUUGGACAGCUCAUGGCUGCAAGGAGCACUUGAAAGCUGAGGUACCUUCUUGAAUGUCAGUCCCUUCCAGGAUUUCUUUGCAAGCCCAGACUCUUCACUACUACAGUAUAAGAGGGUAAUGACAGUAACUCAUCAUGGGUAAGACAUGGAGGCCAAUAGCUCUAAUUGGGUACACUAAUAAAAUGCAAUAUCUGAAUAUUGAUUACAAUAGCAAUUUUUUAUCCUUAAUAGGUAAUCUCUGUGUCUGGCUGAUUUGUAACUCUGUCACACCUCUUCACAAAUUUGAAGUGGUUCAGUGAUUGUAACUAUUCUAGCAGGAAAAGUUACUCCCUGCUAUGAGUCACUCUUCUAUCAAGCAAUACAUAUUCAAAGAAACGUCCAGAUCUUAACAUCUCUUGUGCCUUGUGAAAGAAGUACUAAAUAGGAAAUAGCCUGCUUCAGUAAAGUUGACUUAAAUUCAGCUUUGAGUUGCUCAGAGGACAGAGGACCAGCUGUAGAUUCUGCAGAUUUGUGUGUGUGCCAUAGGUAUUAUGGUUCUUAUUUCACAGCUGAAGUCUCUCAAGCCAUUCAAAUUCAUCCCAUUUGGCUUCACAGUCAUCAACACAGGAGGUUGUAUAAGGCCAAGUUCUUCAGUAUUUGGAAUGUUGUCCAAAUCCGUUGUGUUCCCGUGGAAGUUCAUUGCUUCUCCUGUUGCCCUUGACAGUUCCCUGUGUACUCCCAUCUCCAAUGCACUGCUGUCUUCCCUCAGUAUGAAGCCAUUGGACAAGGAGCCAAAACAUACAAAGAACAAGCAAAAGUAACUAUCUUUGGACAAUGAUGCUUUAAUCCAUACAAUAAAUAACAACUUAAUGGCAAUGGUAAAUUUUAUUGCAGAAAUUAUUCUCCAUACUGGACUAAUAAACUGUAGCUUUUUAAUGUUUUUUCGACAUGUACUUCAGUAAUGUUAGCUUGCAGCUAACAGCCCUUGUACUCAGGUUUCAGGAUUUUCAGGAGGCUUAGUUAUACAUAGGCUCCACAGCAUUAUCAACAACCCAUCUUUCUUGCUGUAUUUUUGGCUUUGGAUAUCUGGAUACUGGAUCAGCAUGCCAUACAUAUUCCUUACUCUGUCAAGCUUUUAAAUAAAAUACUACAUUUUGAAGGUUGGUGGUUUUUUUAAUAAAAUGGAUCCCACAUGAUGCAAAAUAUUUUAGGGAAGAUGUACUAAAGUCCCCUGCAGUGAUUGAGGUGAAAAUGCUUCUGUGAAACAAAUGGGUUGAGAUUAUUGAUCAUAAAUUUAUAUUUCAUUUCUUUAACCUUGCUAUUGUGUAUUAAUUUAUUAUGAAGUAGAAUACAGAUGCUAAGCCUAAUGAAAAAUAAUUCAUACCAAGAGUGAGUAACUGGAUGUUCUGGGAGAGGCUAUCUGUGUCAAAGUCAAUCUGUUGUAAACAAAAGUGAGAAUACCUAUAUGGACCUGGCACUUCACUACAGAAAAAUGUAAAAAUGGAAGUAAAAGGAUUGGUGGAAAUAAUUGUUAUGUUUAAUAGGUAUCUCUUACUCUUCACUGAUUACUGUAACUGUUUUUAAAGUGAUAAUGUCUCUUUAAUAAGGUCAGUUCUGCAAAAUACUUGUCUGCCUUAUUUGAACCUGGGGAACUCAUGCUGAUUUCUUUCAUUAGCUGGUAUUUACCCAGCUGCUAUUUUAACACCUUCAUUUCUUCUGGGGAAUGUUAAGUUUUUAUGCUGUUACCUUUGUACAACCCAGUGCCAAUAAUUACACUGCCUUUUGUCAACAGCUCCAGCUUCCCAAGAGACUGACAGUGGGAUUUUCAAAGCAUCAAAUUCCAGGUUCACUCAUCUGUUGCCCCCUGCUGUGCUUAUGCAGCCUUAGGUGUACCAGCAAAAAGCUUAUUUUCCUUGCUGAGUUAUAAAGCUGUAUUGUCACAGGCUGUUGAGAGCUGUGUGGGUUCAUAUGAAAAGCAAUACUUGCAAGUGAUGAACAUUAUCCUCCUAGCUGAGUGCUCCAGGUAGGAUCUAGCCUUUUCCACAUUCUGUUUCGCCACUCAAGAUCUCUUGUAAAAAUGACUGGCAAAAGCCACCAGCUCAGGUCUUUAGUACUGUUGUUCUACUUAUUUUCUUGUUAUUCACAGGGAAUAAGGCAGGGAAAGUCAGUCAGAUGCCACACUUGUGAAAGACUAUAUAUACAGUGGGCUCAAUGUUGGCAACUGUGACCUAAAUUUAAUUUUAAUCUCAUUAAUAUAUUUAAUGAGAACUGGUAAUGUCCACCUUUGUAUUUGAGUGGUCUUGUUAUCUAAAACCACUAGUUAGUUUUCUCACCUCAGCUGUAUCCAGAAGCUUGAGUCACACUGACCAAAAGCAAUUUGUUUUCUCCAAGGUUCACAGAUGCCUCUGGAAAGCAGAAGACAUACAUUUGCAGGGAAGUGAAUUUUGAAAAGGUCAGCUUCUUUGGAGCAUCUUCUUCAAUCAUUCCAGAGAAGCUACCUCAGAAAAGAGGCUGUGUACUUGCAACCAUUUUUGUUUGAAAAAAGAUGACUGAGUAAGAAAAUAAAGCCUGGAAGUGGCAGGUAUCAUUCCAAGCCAAAAUAGCACUCAGAAUCUGAGGGCAGAACUUGGUAAAUUUAAUCAUUGCUGAUAGAAUUCAGUCCUUGAUACUGUGUAGUUGAGAAUGACAGCUGGUUACAAGAGGUGAACGGUUUUAUAGUUACUCAGUUGAUCAAAGAUGCAGUGUUUCAGAAGAAGUAAAAUAUUUUUCAGGAGUAUGAGCUGAAAGGCCAUUAUAAAAUACCUUCAGUGGAUAGAUGUGCAAUGUCUGUACUAAAUGGGAUAAAUGUAUAAUUGUUUGUCAUAUUUUUCCAAUAUAUUGUUGUUCUGCUUAUGGCUUGACCAUCACUAGUAAUUAAAUCUUGUCACA
This is a messenger RNA of Poecile atricapillus (Black-capped chickadee), 8449 nucleotides long. RefSeq names its product EvC ciliary complex subunit 2 (gene EVC2). Gene Ontology annotation, cellular component: ciliary membrane; plasma membrane protein complex. Lineage: Eukaryota; Metazoa; Chordata; Aves; Passeriformes; Paridae. The record is from RefSeq and is a predicted model, not a curated record. The coding region runs from base 18 to 4019 and encodes 1333 amino acids. Gene Ontology annotation, biological process: smoothened signaling pathway. The transcript has 22 exons.